AUGUCCACCGAACAGGCAGCCGGCGCAAUUGAGGUCGACACGGCGGCCGAGAAUAACGACGAUGGCUACGCCGAGUCUAGCGCGUCCAGCACGCUGACCUCGAUCAAGUCCGAAAUUAGAAAAGGCAUGGAGGAGAAUGGUAGAAUAUACGCCGUGUACGGCGAGAACGAGUACGCCAUGCCGGUGGACGAGCGCGAACAGGACCGGCUCGACAUGCAGCACCACAAAUACACGCUCCUGACGGACGACAAGCUGCACCUCGCGCCACUGCCGGCCAAGCCGCAGCGCAUCCUCGACAUCGGCACGGGCACGGGCAUCUGGGCCAUCGACAUGGCCGACAAGUACACGGCGGCCGAGGUGGUGGCGACCGACAUCGCGCCCGUGCAGCCGACGUGGGUGCCGCCCAACUGCUCCUUCAUCCUCGAGGACUGCAACUCGCCGCAGUGGCAGUUCGCCGACGCCAGCUUCGACCUCAUCCACUGCCGCGACGGCUUCAUGACGGUCCGCGACUGGGCCGCCUUCGCCCGCACCGCCUUCGCCCACCUGCGGCCCGGCGGCUGGACCGAGCUGGCCUGCAUGAUGCCCGUGCCCGAGUGCGACGACGGCUCCAUGCCGCCCGACUGCGCCUACGUCGAGGCCUGCAGCGUCUUUCGCCGCAUCGGCGAGGCCAUGGGCGUCGAUUUCCUCGACCCGAAGCGCUACAAGCACUUCCUCGAGGACGCCGGAUAUGUGAAUGUUGAGCAGCGCCUGUUCAAGAUGCCGUCCAGUGAGUGGCCAAAGGACAAACGGCUGAAGACGAUCGGCGCCCUUGAGCGGCUCAACGUGGUCGAGGGCGGCGAAGCCUUCUUGGUGAGGGGUGUCACGAAGCAGUUGGGCAUGACGAGGGAGCAGAUGGAGGUGCUGCUUGCGAGGAUGCGGAAGGAGCUUAAUUCGAAUAGGAUACACGCCUGGGUUCCCUUUUAUGUCGUCUACGGACAAAAACCACACGGAAACUCUUAG
Messenger RNA from Lasiodiplodia theobromae, 999 nucleotides. Its product is annotated as Methyltransferase type 11. NCBI's taxonomy places the organism in Eukaryota, Fungi, Ascomycota, Dothideomycetes, Botryosphaeriales, Botryosphaeriaceae. The record is from RefSeq and is a predicted model, not a curated record. The transcript is spliced from 3 exons. Gene Ontology annotation, molecular function: methyltransferase activity. Bases 1 to 999 code for a protein of 332 amino acids.